GGUUUUGUUCAGUAUCAUUUAGAUAUCACUCAUGACCCAGAGAAGUCGAUGGACUUGAUCUGUGCAUCGGUUCCCUAGGCAACCGUGGAAGGGAGUUUCAUCUGCCUUUGAUCUGGGUAAGGCCAAAGAAGAAGAAGAAGAAGAAGAAGAAGAAGAAGAAAACAAAAGAAAAGGACAGAAAUGGCAGGAGACAACAUCAAGUUUGAACAAUCCUAUUCUUUUAGGUCUCUUCCCACCAAGACAUUCUCUUUCCUGCAGGACAAAGAUGCCUUAGCGCUGUUUAUGAAAUGGUCCAUGUUGGGAAGGAUUUCAGCUCAGUCCUUCAGCUUUGACCAGAGCUUUUACUCGUACGACUGCGAGAAGUUCGCACUGUGUUUCUUCACAGACCCUGAAGUGGUAUCCUGUCUGAAAAGGUUGGAGUCCAGGGACUGGGUGCCUCUUGACAAGUCAGUGGUGUCUGUAGACGUGGAGGUGGUGCCAUGCACUCAAGUCUCCAUGGAGCUUUUUGACCCGAUCUACUCUUGCGGAGUCGUGAGGCCCUCAGGGCAAAUAAUCAAGUGCUUCCAUGACGUCCACCCCGACUACGAUGAGCUCAGACAGAUGUUGCAGGAAGAAGACUCGGAGAACUUCCACGUGUUUGGGAGGGAGACGCGCGGGGAGUUCCUGUUUCGUGUCUUCAAGCACCUCUGUCUCGGAGGAGAGCUCUGCCAGUACGAAGACACUAUCGAGUCUUACGUCAACACCACGAAGCACGUGUACAAAGACCUGAUCAGUGUUCAGAAGGAUCCAGACACAAAGAAGAUCAGUACUGUCUCCACAGUGCUCAGAGUCCGUGCCAGUGACGAAUCUGGACGAUGUUUCCCUGGGGUAAAAGAGGAGGAGCAGACGUUUGCUUAUUUGAUUAUCGAUCCCUUCAAACGACACGUGACUCUGUUCUGCCACUUCUACGGCGUUGGAAAUGUCCCAUACUGACGUGUGAAUCAUAUGAUCCAAACACAGCAGCUGAUGCUGUCAAGACAAACUACAAAUAUGAGCAACUGUUUGUCAAAUGCAGAGCAAAAAAUGUACAAAUGUCAAUAAAAGGUUUUUGAGUCCACU
Molecule: messenger RNA, 1098 nt
Organism: Solea solea (common sole)
Lineage: Eukaryota; Metazoa; Chordata; Actinopteri; Pleuronectiformes; Soleidae
Gene: cfap300
Product: cilia and flagella associated protein 300
Exons: 7
Coding region: 181-972 (263 amino acids)
Source: RefSeq, a predicted model, not a curated record